GGGACAGUUUCAAAACGCUAUACAUAGUUAUUAUGUAAUGACAUUUUCUUUCUAAUGACAUAUGUAAUUUAACAGUUUCAUGGAUCGUAUGUAACGUUAGCUAACUGGUUAGCCUUUCAGUGAGGCUGCAUUGGCUAGGGUAACGUUAGUGAGCAAAAUGAAACUAAACUGUAUUGUAAGUGACCGUCUGCUAAUUAUAGGAUGUAUCUUAGUUGACAUUUUUUAGUUUACAUCGUCCUUAAUUCUCUACUAGAAAACAUAAAAUGUCUGUAAUCAAAUCUGUAUGAAUCACUCAGAUAGGCAGAUAAAAGCGUGCUAGCAGAUAACGGGUUGAUUGAAAACACGAAGAAAAUCAGUCAGGAACGUCAGUAAUCGGCCACAACGGCUGUCAUGAAAUAAUAAAUCCCAGUUCAGGCACUUGGGGUGAAAUGUUCAAUCUGAUGGCGAACUGCUGCAACUGGUUGAAACGAUGGAGAGAACCUGCAAGGAAGGUGACAUUAGUAAUGGUUGGACUGGACAAUGCUGGAAAAACAGCAACUGUCAGAGGAAUCCAGGGAGAAAGUCCUUUAGAUGUAGCACCUACAGUGGGCUUCUCAAAGGUGGACCUGAAGCAGGGGAAGUUUGAGGUCACAAUCUUCGACCUGGGUGGCGGGAAGCGCAUCCGCAGCAUUUGGAAAAACUACUACUCUGACUCUUACGGAGUGGUGUUUGUUGUGGACUCCAGUGAUGUUCAAAGGAUCCAGGAGACCAGAGACACAAUGGCUGAGGUUCUCCGGCACCCCCGUAUUGCAGGCAAACCUGUAUUAGUACUGGCUAAUAAACAGGACCGAGAUGGGGCAUUGGCUGAAGCAGAUAUCAUUGAGACCCUGUCAUUGGAGAAGCUUGUCAACGAGAAUAAAUGCCUCUGUCAGAUUGAACCCUGUUCUGCAGUGCUAGGUUAUGGUAAGAAGGUUGACAAAUCCAUCAAGAAUGGACUUAACUGGCUCCUGAAUAACAUUGCCAAGGACUACGAGGCAAUUUCAGAGCGUGUGCAAAGAGAUACAGCUGAGCAGAAGGCUCAAGAAGAACAAGACAAGAAGGAAAGAGCUGAGAGAGUCCGGCGGAUCAGAGAGGAGAGAGACCGACAGGAGCGAGAAGAAGCAGAGCGAGAAGGCAGGACAUUGAAAGAGGAAGAUCUAGAUGAUGUCGACAUGCCCAACCCUUUCCAGCCAAUAAACAAUGUUGGUAAUGAGAAUGAAGACGGACUAAACAAAGAGAAAGAGAUGCAAAGACAGAGAGAAAAUGGCCAGCAGGGCAGUGUGCAAGAACAGACAGUCCUUCAAGAUGAGGAGGAAGAGGAGGAGGAUGAAGAGAACGAGAGACAGACCCCGGAGAGCACAGAAUUAGGAGCAGUGGACCAGAAUAAAAAGAAAACUAGGAAAUUACGAUUAAAACGUAAGCACAGAGUCGACCCUCUCAGAGUGGAAGAAGCAGCACCCAAAAGCCCAACCCCUCCUCCCUUACCAGUUGGAUGGGCUACUCCUAAAGCUUCUAGGCUACCCAAACUUGAGCCUCUUGGAGAUACAAGACAUUCUGAUUUCUAUGGCAAACCUCUCCCACCUGUAUCAAUUAGGCAGAGGCCGAACAGCGAUACUCAUGAUGUAAUUUCCUAACACUACCUCUGCUUCCCCCAUGACUGGUUUACAAUUCUCAAGGGUCCCAACCAAUCAAAGUAUUGUUUUGUUCUUAUCUUCAAGCACGGGCAGUGUAGCAAACUACGCAGACGCAAUUGCCCAGAAGCGAGGAACUGAUACCCAAUCGACAGACCCAGACGGAUCACAUGACCUCGAGCACCUAUUGACUGGUGGUCAGCAGAAGCUGUGUUUAAAUGAGAUGGGGGACAUGGACAUUUAUGUUCAGAUAAUGUGCAACAUUUUGAUUUCUUUGGAUCCGUUUGUCUUGUUUUAUCAAAAUACUUAAAAUCAGUAUUAACAGACAUAUGAAACUCAAUUGAGACUUCUUUGUCAAAAAUAUAUCGCAGACCUAUUUUUUAAGAGAAUUGAAAUGUAUGUAAAUACAUAAGUUUUAAUUUAUGUACUUGAAAUUGUACAAACAUGUUUUUAUGGUCCACAUGCAUAUCUUAAACUCUUAUAUAAUGUGCAGUUGAUUGUGACACAGUUUGCCUUUUAAAUAUCAGAUGGUCUUUUUUUCCAGCAGCAUUUAUAGGUUUAUACACUACGCUGUCUUAAUUUUGAGAACGACAUUCAUACUCUCAAAUAGCACCAGCAACAGAUAGGCUACAGAGAUCGUGAGAAAGUGAACUUUUGAAUGUGAUGGAAAAUGUUUUUGCAAGCCCAUUAUUGAGUUUGAAACGGCAUUGUAUUCUGGUACACUUUGCUUUAUCAGGGAGGAAAACGUUUGCCAUCUGAAAGAUGAUGAGUGGGUAAUUUCAUGAUUUGCUGUAAAUGUAACAAUACUCAACAUCCAAUAUAAAUACAUAUUUUAAUAUAUGAUGUCAUGUAUUGUAAACGCUGCUUUCAUAUUUAUUUGAUGCUAUUGCCAUUUUUAUAUUUCACAUUGUUUGAUGUUUUGUAUUUUACCACACACACUAAUAUUUAGCUGAUGCAAAGUUCUGUGCAUCAUCCAGUUUGCUCUGCUUUCGGUACCUGCGCCUUUUGUACCCAGUUAACACAAUAUGAAAGUCAAAUAA
Molecule: messenger RNA, 2689 nt
Organism: Sinocyclocheilus rhinocerous
Lineage: Eukaryota; Metazoa; Chordata; Actinopteri; Cypriniformes; Cyprinidae
Product: ADP-ribosylation factor-like protein 13B
Exons: 10
Coding region: 429-1652 (407 amino acids)
Biological process (GO): receptor localization to non-motile cilium; non-motile cilium assembly
Cellular component (GO): ciliary membrane; non-motile cilium; motile cilium
Molecular function (GO): GTPase activity; GTP binding
Source: RefSeq, a predicted model, not a curated record